GACGAAGACACUGAAGGUUCAACAAAGAACAUCCUCAAUCAAAACAAGAUUUACAAACUAUAACAAGAAAUAGCCAGAAAAAAUCAUAAUAGCACAUAAAUACUUUUUCAUUUGGUGUUUGAAGCGAGGAUGAGGAGGCUUUAAGAGACGGAGGCAGAUUGAUGAUAUAAAGCAGGAAGGAAGUCCAACAUAAAGAGUGUCUCCUGCAGUCAGAGCAGAUAUCAGAGGAAAAAAGAAACACUGGGAAAUCAUGACUUAAAUUAAUGAGCUCAUACAUAAAUAACAAAUCUGGUAUUUGUUGAUGUCGUGAAAAUGUGUAUCUUGCUGAAGAGUAACAUCCACUCACGAGGAUUAUUAGGAAAAGUAGCAUAAUAAUAAUAACCUGAGGACAGAUUUAACUGUAGCACAAGGACAAAGGAGCAGAAUGAGCCUGAAUGAACUAAACCAGCUGAUUUCAUUCAUGAUCUAAACCGAGUCUCAUCAACAAAGAAUCCUGAAAACUUCAGUUCUUUGUUGUCCAACCAAGACAGAAGAAGAAGAGAAAGACGAGGAGGAGGAAUAAGAAGAAGAAGAGGAGGAGGAGGAAUAAGAAGAAGAGGAAUAAAAAGAAGAGGAGGAGGAAUAAGAAGAAGAGGAAUAAAAAGAAGAAGAGGAGGAAUAAGAAGAAGAGGAGGAGGAGGAGGAAGAAGAAGAAGAAGAAGAAGAAGAAGAAGAAGAAGAAGAAGAAGAGGAGGAGGAGGAACCAGGAACUUUCCUUCUUGGUUUGCGCUUCUCCGUCGGAUCAGUUUGAGGGGGACACGGCGGUGACAACUUGGACGUUGAGGCAGAAGAUCCACGAAGAAGAAGAAGAAGAAGAAGAAGAAGAAGAUGAGCACCAAACAGGUGACCUGCAGGUACUUUCUCCACGGAGUCUGCAGAGAAGGAAGCCGCUGUUUGUUCUCUCACGACCCGACGAGCAGCAAACCGUCAACGAUCUGCAAGUUCUACCAGCGCGGAACGUGCAGCUACGGGGAGCGCUGCAGGUAUGACCACAUCAAACCUUCUUCCAGAGGGGGCGGAGCUUCAGAGGACACAGCAGCUGGAGGGACGUCCCUCCGAGGAGGACCCAAGAGGACACUGGUCCUGAGGGACAGAGCUCUGGGUGUGGACAGUAUUUUUGGAGGUCCUGGUCUGGGUCCAGAGGCGGCGGCGUCUGCGGUGUCCCCAGCAUGUCCCCCGUCCUACGUGGACGCCAUCAGGACGGGUCUCCAGGGUUCUUCACAGGAACCAGGGGGUGGGGCUUAUCGUGACGUCUCCCAGCUGUGUCCCUACGCCGCUGCGGGACACUGUUACUAUGGAGACAGCUGUACGUAUCUCCAUGGCGACCGGUGUGACGUGUGUGGACUUCAGGUUCUUCACCCCCAGGACCCCGAGCAGAGGACGGCCCACCACAAGAUGUGUCUUCUGGCCUUCGAGGCAGACAUGGACAAGGCGUUCGCGGUCCAGCUUAGCCAGGACAAGGUGUGCUCGAUCUGCAUGGAGCUGGUGGUCCAGAAGACAAACCCGUCCAACCGCAGGUUUGGGAUCCUGUCCUCCUGCUGCCACGUCUUCUGUCUGUCCUGCAUCCGGCAGUGGCGCUGCACCAGGACCUUCAGCAACAAGAUCAUCAAGUCGUGUCCCCAGUGCCGGGUUGUCUCUGAGUUCGUCAUCCCCUCAGUGCACUGGGUGGAGGACCAGGAGGAGAAGGACCAUCUCAUAGACGUCUUCAAGUCUGGGGUUGGGAAGAAGGCCUGUAAGUACUUCGACCAGGGACGCGGCUCGUGUCCUUUUGGAGGGAACUGUUUGUAUCUUCAUGCGUUUCCAGAUGGAACCCGAGCAGAACCGGACCGGCCCCGGAAACAGCUGAGCUCCGAGGGCAACGUCCGGUUCAUGAACAGCGUUCGUCUGUGGGACUUCAUCGAGGAGCGAGAGCAGCGCACCAUCCCAGCGUCCAUGGAUGAUGACAUCACCGAGCUGAGGGAGCUCUUCAUGCAGAUGUCGGCGCCGAGUCAGGACGAACCAGAGACUCCAGACCAGUAGAAACACGGAGGGGCGGGGCUAAAAUAAAUCUACUUUAAAUCAUGGGGUCACUGCUGCUUCCUGUUGUUGAAAUCCAGACCCAACAUGUCCAGUUUGAUAAGUGGAACUUUAUUUAUUGUGUAUAAAAGUAAAAACAGAGUCAGUGUCAA
This is a messenger RNA of Mugil cephalus (flathead mullet), 2207 nucleotides long. RefSeq names its product makorin, ring finger protein, 2 (gene mkrn2). Gene Ontology annotation, molecular function: ubiquitin protein ligase activity; metal ion binding. The coding region runs from base 868 to 2058 and encodes 396 amino acids. The record is from RefSeq and is a predicted model, not a curated record. Gene Ontology annotation, biological process: protein polyubiquitination. NCBI's taxonomy places the organism in Eukaryota, Metazoa, Chordata, Actinopteri, Mugiliformes, Mugilidae. The transcript is spliced from 10 exons.